Molecule: messenger RNA, 1250 nt
Organism: Hibiscus syriacus
Lineage: Eukaryota; Viridiplantae; Streptophyta; Magnoliopsida; Malvales; Malvaceae
Product: probable E3 ubiquitin-protein ligase RNF217
Exons: 2
Coding region: 108-992 (294 amino acids)
Biological process (GO): ubiquitin-dependent protein catabolic process; positive regulation of proteasomal ubiquitin-dependent protein catabolic process; protein polyubiquitination
Cellular component (GO): cytoplasm; ubiquitin ligase complex
Molecular function (GO): zinc ion binding; ubiquitin protein ligase activity; ubiquitin conjugating enzyme binding
Source: RefSeq, a predicted model, not a curated record
UAUCAAGUUAGCUUCAAAGCUAUGCCAUUUAUAUAUACCAAUGGUGAAAAUCAGGGCUAGUUAAGAACAAGUAAAGAAGAUAGGUCCUGUAAUUAGGUGCUUGUAACAUGGCACAUGCUUCGUCUUAUUUCAAUUCUGCAGGAGAGAUUUAUUGGUCUGCUCUUUUUGGAAACGAAGUAGAGGAUUUGGAAGACUUAGAUGCCCAAUUGGCUGAAGAGUUGCAGUUUCAAGAAGCAAUAUUGCUCUCUGCUGAAGAAACCAUCUCGUCUUCAUCCUCAACCUCAAGGGUGACCAAUACACGAGCGAGCUCCUGGGUGCCUGAGCACAAGCCAAGAAGAUUUGCAAACAAAGCCGGUGAAUCCUCCCGAAGCUACUGUGAGAUAUGUAUUGAUAGAAAAGAAAGGCAUCAAAUGUUCACAAUCCCGGGUUGCUCUCACUCAUUUUGUGUUGAUUGUAUUAGCACAUACGUAAAGACAAGACUGGAGCAACAUAUAACCAUAAUCAUGUGCCCGGGGGAGGAUUGUGGAGUCUUGUUGGAGCUUGAAGCAUGUAGGCCUCGGCUUCCUAAAGAGGCAAAUGAUCGUUGGGAAGAUUUACUAUGCGAAGAACUACUUUGCGCAACAGGUGGGAGACUUUACUGUCCUUUCAAAGAUUGUUCAGCUUUGUUGCUGAAUGAUAACCAAGGAGAAGUGAUAGCAGAAGCCGAGUGUCCUAACUGCCAUAGAUUGUUUUGUGUUCAAUGUAAUGUUCCAUGGCAUCCAGGGAUCAGCUGUGAGGAGUACCAGAUGCUGAGUGAGGAUGAGAGAGGAAGGGAUGAUCUAAUGGUGAGGAACCUUGCCAAAGAGAAAAAAUGGCGCAAUUGUCCCAGUUGCCGUUUCAUGGUAGAAAGAACCGAAGGUUGCCCGCAUAUGACUUGCAGGUGCAAGUACCAAUUUUGUUAUGCGUGUGGAGCAAAAUGGACUCAUGAUCAUGGCGGUUGCCAGGGAAACUAAGGUAGCAUGUAUAGAAUGACAAGGAUAAGAAUGUGAAACAGCAGUUGGUGAAAUUAUUUUCAAUCAUUGGGAGUGGCUCUUAGCAUCCAGAUGGAUGACAAACAGAAUUUGUCCUGAAUUUUGGUUUAUGCUUUAGCUCUAUAAACCAGGAAGCAAACAAUUGCAUUGUAAAAAAUGAUCUGGUUCUAUAUUUGUGACUAUGAUUUGGCUUUGUUUUACUGCUACCUGAAAGUAUUUUUGAAGUGAAUCCUGUAAAAU